CAAAACUUGUCAAUCUCAAGCUGAGAUUUCUCCUUUUCAAUAUCGCUCUAGAGUAUGUCAAGGUGAUACAAUAGGUGUAGUUUGUAUUGGUAAUAGUUAUGAGUUUCGAACCUGCAAUAUUGGAGUACCUUGCCCAGGGAAGGAUGUUGAAAAGUUCGUGAUACAUAUGCUAUCUCCAGAACAAAUUAUCUUGCUAAAGAAAUCUUACCUGUUCUGUUGGGAAUCAAAGAAGUUGUAGAAAUGGCAUCUGCAGGCAAAGUUCCAACUAUACAAAAUGGUGUUAACUGGGUCAUGAUUCUAUAUUUGAAAUUGGAGAAAAGUAUCAACUUGAUUGAUGUUUUUCCUGCUAAAACUCUUCACGAGUAUAUGCUAAAAUAUUUAUUGGAACGUUUUCCACUUUAGUGUUCAAAAAACAAGGCUUACGCUGUUAGCUCAAUCUUUUAACUAUAUUUUAAAGUUAAGUGUAUUGCAGCUCUUGAAAUAAUUUAUUUAACGAAUAAUAACUAUACUAUCAAACUAUUAAUCAACUUUUUUCUAAAUAGUGGUUUGGUACCAAAAUGGUAUUGACUGGGUUGGUACCAAAAUGGUAUUUGAAGAUGUCAAGACGGAAAUUGUAUAAUUAUAUAAAUCCUACAUCGACUGGCAAAGUAAUGUUUAUACACAACUGUUAUUGAUGAAGUUGACAAAGAUGAUGAGGUCAUAAAGUUUUGCUCUGAUCCUGCUGCUGUUGCAGCUAAAUUUGCUGUCAAUAUAAAGUGCAAGAGCGAUAUUGAAACAAAAUGGGACACUUAUAUGUUAUGAGUAGAUCAAAAACAGACAAAUUGUGCAAUGCAUUAGAAUGGUUCUGAAAAUAAGAAGGAAAUAUUGCCUUUGCCAGAAUUAGCUUGAAGAUGAUUGUGCAUACCCAUCUCCUUUGCAACCACUGAAAGAGUCUUCUCAGCAGGCAGGCAUAUUUUUACAACUAAACAAACAAAGCUUCAACCUGAAUCUGUUGACAAGUUGAUUUACAUCCAGCAUAACUUCCAUCAGGUUACAAUCCAAAAAAAGCGUUUGAGAUCUGACCUUCCUGAGGAUCAUCCAGUAGAAGGUGCAAUAAGUACUGAUGCUGAUCGGAUCCAUUUUACUGUUAUAAAGUAAUUACAAUGGUUGGAGUGAUUGGAGUAUUUGUUCAGCAUCUUGUCUGCUUACUUCUCAAGAUUUUCCAUUUCAAAGUCGCAGUAGGAUUUGUCAUGGUGAUACUUUAGGUGGGGGUUGUGUUGGCUCAAGUUAUGAAUCUAUGCCAUGUAAUUAUAAUAUACCUUGUCCAGGUAAUUUGACUGAUUGGAGCCAGUGGAGUGCAUGCUCUAGUACUUGCAAGACUAUCAGUGAUGGACCUUACCAAUACAGGAACAGGUCUUGUGUUGGUUAUUCUACUUGGAAUGUUAAGGAUGUACCUUGUAAUGGCAGCAAUAUAACUGAUCAAAAAUUUUGCAAUCAAAAUGUACCUUGUUUAGGUAAUUAUAGUACUUGGAGUAAUUGGAGUAUUUGUUCAGCAUCAUGCCAGCUUACUUUUCAAAAUUUUCCAAUUCAAUCACGCAGAAGGAUUUGUGAAGGUGAUACUUUAGGUGGGGGUUGUGUUGGCCCAAGUUAUGAAUCUUUACCAUGUAACAAUAAUAUAUCUUGUCCAGGUAAUUUAACUGAUUGGGGCCAGUGGAGUACAUGUUCUAGUACUUGUAAAGCUAUCAGUGAUGGACCUUACCAGUACAGGAACAGAUCUUGUGUUGGUUAUUCUAUGUGGAAUAUUAAGGAUGUACCCUGUAAUGGCAGUAACACAUCUGAUCAACAAUUUUGCAAUCAAAAUGUACCUUGUUUAGGUAAUUAUAGUGCUUGGAGUGAUUGGAGUAUAUGUUCAGCAUCAUGUCAGCUUACUUCUCAAGAUUUUCCAAUUCAAUCUCGCAGUAGGAUUUGUGAAGGUGACACUUUAGGUGGGGGUUGUGUUGGCCCAAGUUAUGAAUUUUUGCCAUGUAAUAAUAAUAUAUCUUGUCCAGGUGUUUUGAGUAGUUGGAAUACAUGGGGAGUAUGUUCACAAAGCUGUCAUCAAAGUUAUGAUUUACCUAUGCAAAGUAGAAGUCGUUUAUGUGAAGCCUCUAGUUUUGGUGGAAAUUGUUAUGGAUCUUUACUCAUAGAAACACGUAGUUGCAACAUAUUUGUAAACUGCCCAGGAUUUAGCUGUGCAAAUGCCAAUUUUUUUAUAUCUGGUAGUCAGUGGACUGAUCAGCUCUCCAAUAAAUCAAGUGUAGAAUAUCAAAAUCUCUCAAAUCAAUUACUCAAUCAGUUUCAAAAAAAAUUUACUUCAGAAAAGUUUACAAAUGAACUAUAUUUUCAAGAUGUUCAAUUUUAUAGAAACACAAAUAUUGCUGUGAAUGUGAGAUUUACUUACGAAGUUCAACUUGGAAAUACUAUUGAGAAUUGUGUCAAUUUAGUUAACUUUAAAUUGGGACCUAAUUUACUUGGUGUUUCAAUUAAACCUUGUGAUUGCUGCAUUAAUCAAACAGUUGGGGAAGAAAAUUUAAGAGGAGUGUAUACAUUUCCAUUUACUAUAGUUCACAAUACAUUAACAAUAAUGUGUGCAUACAAUUCCAGUAUUACUUUUGAAACACAAUGUAUGAUCAAUAACGCUUCUUAUUUACCUGAGUUGGUGUUUGCAUCUCUUGAUAGCUGUCCAUUAUAUUCCCCUACUACUUAUCAACUCAUCAAUGCAGCUAAUCUUAAUGUUACAAAUGAAAAUAUUCUGGAUGUUACAAUGGAAUUAAAUAGCAUUAUUCAAAAUGGUUACCUAACAUCCAGUUUUGAUAUUAAGUUGGUUUCAACUAUUUUGAAGAAUAUUAUUAGUGUCAACGCUUCUUCAGAAAAUGUAACUAGCGGUGUUUUAUCAUCAAUUAAUAGCUUAUUAAGUUCAAAUUCAAGUUUAAUUCAAAGUGCAAAUCAGAUUUAUAAUUCAUCUACUGAGUUUUUAUUUUUAUUGGAUGAUUUGGGAAAGCAGCAGAGUAAUAAUGUUAGUAUAUCAUUUAAAAACUUAGGGUUGACAUCAUAUUCAAUCAAACCAAAUGGUAACUCUGUUUAUGUUUAUUCUUCAGAAUAUAUUGAUAAAGUUGGUGUUAACAUAUCAAGUGAUGAUUUUAAUGAUGAGUUAGAAGAGUUUAACAAUUAUAUAGUCCUUCCUUCACAGUUGUUCAAGGGUGAAAAUAAAAUUCAAAUUUAUUCAUAUAUUUACAAAGAUAGUUCUUUUUUCACAGAGGUAAAUAAAACUAUAGAAAGUCUAAUUCUUUCUGCUUCUUUAAAUGGCAUCGAUGUGAGAGAAUCCAGCAGUUUAAUUAAUAUAAAGUUUUCCAAGCUUUCAGGUGUUUCAGAGACUGAAAAAUCAGGCAGCGUUACGUGCAGUUUUUAUAAAGUAAAAGAAAAAACAUGGUCUUCUGAUGGAUGCAGUAUUGUCCGUAUGUCUUCAUUGGAGAUAAUAUGUCAAUGCAAUCAUUUAACAAGCUUUGCAAAAUUAUUAAAUGUUUAUCAAUCAAAUGAAGAAUCACUUGGCCUUGAAGUUGUUACAUGGAUUGGUUGUGGACUAUCAAUUGCAGGAUUAGUUCUUACUAUUGUUAGCUAUUCUGCUUUUUCCUCAUUGCGACAGAAACUGGCUCCAAAAAUCUUUAUUAUUUUGUGUGCAAACUUAUUGUGCACUCUUGUUCUAUUCCUCGCUUUGGUAUCAAAAGCAGAACCUCGUGGUUUGUGUCAGACUGUUGCUUCAUUGUUGCAGUUUUUUGUUUUGUCAACAUUUUUCUGGAUGGCAGUAGAAGGAUUUAAUUUAUAUAAAAUGUUUGUAAAAGUGUUUGGUGGAUCAUCUGACUCCACUAAAUUUUUGCUAAAAGCUUCAGCAUUUGGAUGGGGUAUGCCAUUAGUAUUAACAAUUGCGACUGCAGUGUGUAAACCUGAUUCCUUAGGCCCCGGUACAGGUUCAAUCACUAAAACAGAAUCAAAGUUGUGUGUUGUUCGUGGUUUUUCAUUUUAUUUUGGUAUACUUUUACCUGUCUGCCUAGUAAUGGCAUUCAAUGUUGUAAUACUUUUAUUAGCUAUCAAAGGUAUCGAUAGCAACUCUAGUCUACAGAAUAAGAUGAAGAAAAAAAAGAAAGUUCGAAUUGCUUUUGCAUGCUCUCUAUUGCUUGGCACAACUUGGUUAUUUGCAAUUUUAGCUGUAGGAAAACUUAAAGUUGCAUUUCAAUGGUUGUUUUGUAUUUUUAAUUCUCUUCAAGGUUUCUUUAUAUUUCUGUUCUAUACCCUUGAUAAUAAAAAAGUUAAAGAACAAUGGGUAUCAUUUUUGUAUGAAAAAUGUGGCUGGAGAUCAAAAAAAUUUGUGAUAACAAACGCGAAACAAGUUAAUACAGAUUCUCACACUCCUACAUUGACAUUGCAAAUGAAUACAUUAUAAAAUAAUAGCUAGUAUUUAUUACCAUUUCUACACUUCACAAAGUUCUUCUGCUAAUUCCGUCAUAAAUUUCUAAAACUUGCGAUAAAUUUAGCUUAAUCAUGAUCACUUUGAAAAGUUUGCGAUAAAUUUAACUUAUAAAUCAUUUUGGCACACGUAUCCAUGAUAACUUUGGUAAACAAAACAAUGAUGUUAUGAAAUUAAACUGUUUUUUGUUAUGAAAAAAAACUGAAAAUUUUUAUUUUUUAA
Hydra vulgaris (swiftwater hydra) is the source of this 4702-nucleotide messenger RNA. Its product is annotated as adhesion G-protein coupled receptor G2. Gene Ontology annotation, molecular function: G protein-coupled receptor activity. The record is from RefSeq and is a predicted model, not a curated record. Gene Ontology annotation, cellular component: plasma membrane. NCBI's taxonomy places the organism in Eukaryota, Metazoa, Cnidaria, Hydrozoa, Anthoathecata, Hydridae. Gene Ontology annotation, biological process: cell surface receptor signaling pathway; adenylate cyclase-activating G protein-coupled receptor signaling pathway.